CCGACGUCGGGCCUGAUCUGCUGCAAGUCCACCGUCUUCUUGAACCAGCCCAUCUCCUUCCUCCUCUGAGCCAGCCCCCGCUGCAGGGGCGAGUCCGCCCAGCCAAACAGGAAGGCGCUGGUGCCCUGGACCCGCUCUCCGUUAACUGCCCAAACUGUGUGGUGUUGGCCGACUAGUCAAAACCGGAAGUACAGAGGAGUCUAUCAUCCCACCACCAUCCACGCUGCAGUAUCUCUGGAGUCCAAAACAAGUUCAUGCUAGCUGCCCGAGCAGUCGCGGUGGGCUUCACUCUGAUAGCUGUGGCCAAAACGAUGACCUCCGUGGCAGCGACAUCCUCCGAGCCCCGGGGACUGCAUGCAUCAGCCAGCCGGGAUGGAGGCUCCGGGAGCCCGCGGCAGAGGCUCCAGAAGCUGCUGGCGGUGCCUGGAUACAACCCGAGCCGAGUGAACGACCUGCUGCUCCUCCGGCCUGAGACAGACGGUGCUGAGUCAAAGGAGAAGAGCGGUAACAGACAUGUGGUGUUUUUCCACGGGGACAUUCAGAACUUCCAGGAGGAGAUGUCUGUGCAGCCUGAAGGAGCUCAGUGGCUCCGCUGGAGUCUGGAGCAGGUCGCUCUCACUCUGGGCCGGCGUUUCCCCGACCGACACAUCUGGGUCGUCCGAGCCUCCCGAAUGUAUCUGCACAAGUUCAGCUGCUACCACAACUUCGUGGAGAGCAACAUGUUCGGGGCUCCGGAGCACUCGUCGUACUCACCUGAGACUGCGGCGUUCCGACACCUCAGGUCUCUGCUGAGCCACGGCAUGGAGCGAGCCAACCUACCAAACCCCCUCCAGCCACAGGGAGGCGCUGACAGCGUCCCCUCAGGGUUUUCUCUGACGCUGGUGGGCUUCAGUAAAGGCUGCGUGGUCCUGAACCAGAUGGUGUACGAGCUGCCGGGAGCCCGCGCCGACCCGCAGCUGUCUCACUUCAUUAAACGCAUCACCGACAUGUUCUGGCUGGAUGGAGGCCACCCGGGAGGCAGCGAGACCUGGGUGACGGACAAGCAGGUGCUGAAGGAGUUCGCCUCCAGCGGCGUGUCGAUCCACGCCCACGUGACCCCGUACGAGGUGUGCGACCCGAUGCGGGCCUGGGUGGGCCGCGAGUACGGGUACUUCAUCAAGACCCUGGAGGAGUUCGGAGCCUGUCCCAGCAAGAAGCUGCACUUCGAGGACGAGCCCCCGUCCAUCGAGAACCACUUCAGGGUCAUCCAGGAGUUCUGAGUCCGAGCCGAUCGCCUGAACGUCUCUGAGCGCUGCAGAUUGUGUAUCCAGAGUACAGAGUGAGUGUCUUAACCGCUGGUCUUACCUCAUCGUUCUUACCAAGCGUUCAACAGAUGAUGACAGGUGACUUUUACUGCUAAACGCACUCGAUCGUCUCCUGUGGCCGCGAGGAGGAACACGCAGGUAUGAAAACGGUCUUCCUCCUUAUUUAUUCUCUAGGCUGAAUAUCACCUUUUACCUUUGAUUCUGUCUUCGAGUGGCUGCAGAGCUGCUGAAACAUGACUGACUCGUGUUGCCUCAGUCGGAGGGAACGACUUUAAUGUCUGUAACGUGACGUAAAGUGUAAUAUUGUGACUUUCUGCUAUGAUUUUAAUCUUAAUGUCUGUUUGCCUGAAGCAGAGCAGCUUUUUACAUUCUCCUCUUGCCUGCACGUGUUGAGCUACUUUUAGACGAGUGAAUGUUUGAACGUCUGAACUUUAAACUUUCAGACUUCAUCAGUCGGACUCUCAGCGGUGAUUUUUGAUUGUAUUUAAAACGUGUGGCCGGUUAAUUAUUUAAUGAACUUUGUCAGAGUUUAGAAUGUAGUUCUGUUGUCAUUCCUUUAGUUGAAGUUUCUCUAAUAGUUAGAGUUUCAGUUAACAACACAAACUCACCUCAAGGUCCAUUUAACUGUUCUGGAGCUUUCGUUCAGAUCACGAUUUGUUUUGAGCUGCUUUACACUCCGUCACGUCGACCUUGAGGUGAGAGUUUCUAGAUUAGAAAUCAUUUGUUUAACGUGUUACUAGCUAUUAACACUUUUCUUCUUAUUGCACUUGAUGUUAAUUUGCUCUGUUUUGAUUGGAUCUUUUUCUCACCUGUUGUACAUUUUUGUGUUGAAAAUACACCAAAUUAUUGUUUUUAUAAAUUAAGAGGUUUCUGAUUCAAACUGUGUUCCACAACCAACAUCAGUAUCAGAAAUGCCUCUGAUACGUCCUAAAAUGUUGGAUUACUGAUCAGAUAUGUGUAAUUUAUUGGCAUCAGAACGUUCACCUGUAUGCAAUUUAACCAUUAAUUUGUUGAUUUUAGUGUUUUUUUCAGUUCUGACUGUCAAACUAGAUAAAGCACUCUGUAGUAAUACUGCAGACUAAACAACGAUAGCAGUGAUAUCUCAUUCAUACAGGGUUUGAAAAAAGGAAUAUAAAUAUAAUUGAACGCACUAGUAGCAGAUUUAUGGAAGCCCUGAGGGUCAAGUGAGGACUCAAAUAUUUUUGUUCUCUAUAUUUUGAAAUCAGUGUUUUUUCUUUUCAUAUAUGAAACCAAGUUUUCAAAAAAGUUCUGGCAUGCUAAUUGUUUUCUUUCUUCAAAAUGUUUGAUUUUUUUCAGGAUUAUUUCCAAAUAUAAAAAGAAGUUUUGGCAGGAGAGGAUUUUUUUUUUUUUUCCCCCUGAAUGUGUGAAACUUUUUCUUUUUUUUCAUGCGUCAAAUCGAUUUUUUUCAUCCUCUGGAGAAUUUUCUUCUUUCAUGUGUGAAAACAUGCAAAACCAAAAAUGUUGUAGAAGAAUCUUUGUUUUUUCACACCGGAUUUUAUUUUCCCUGCAGAACUUUUUUUCACACGUUUGUUGAUUUAUGAAACCAUUGAAAAGUUUUGUCAGAAGAUUCUUUUCACGUGUGAAAACAUGCCAAACAUUUUCCCCGUACAUCCGUACAACCUUAAACCAAAUGGAAACAAAAAAAUUGUUUUAUUUUUUUCAAGUCUGAAAAACAUUUUUUGUUUGCUUUGUUUUUACAUUACAACCAAGCACCAUGCAUUUAAAAGAUUUUUUCAGUCUGUUCUUUCACGUGUGAAAACAUGCAAAGCCAAACAUUUUAUGGGAGAAUUUAUUUUUCCUCUUUGUAUUUAUUCAUGAAACCAAUGAAAACGUUUUCUCAUAAGACUUUUUUUCAUGUUCGAAAACAUGCCAAACAUUUUUCCCUGUACGACCAUGCACAAAAUGGACACCUAUCCUUUUUUUCUUUUUUUAAAUUUUUUUCACUUGCAAAAACAUUUUUCUCCAUAGGAGAACUUUGUGUUUUUCAUCUGCGAAAAGAUGUUAAAAAAAUUGUUUCAUGUGUGAAAACAUUUUUUUUAAGGAUAAUUUAUUUUUUUUACAAGAGUGAAACCAAGACAAGUUUUUUUCCCAUGCUUUUGAAAGAUUUUUUCAUAUUCAGCAAAAAAGUUGUUCUUUCGUGUGUGAAAACAUGCAAAAACAUUGUUUUUACACUAGAAUACUUUAGUAUUUAUUCAUGAAACCAACUAAAAAGUUGUGUGAAAAAACAACAUUGAACAUUGUUCUCCCUGAUACACGAGACACAAAAUGGAAACAUUUUGUGGAAGAAUUUUUAUUUUUUGGGUUACGGUUCUGAAAAAAAUCUGAAAACAUUUUUUAUUAGUUUGUACGGGAGAAUUUUUUUUUUUUUCUUUUACAUCACAACCAACUUUUUUCUUUUAUUUUCAUCUGUGAAAACAUACGAGAACUUUUUCUAUUUUUGAAAACACGUAAAAAAGAAAUUCUUGGGUGAUUUUUUUUUUUUUUUAAGGAUACUUUAUUUUUCUACAUGUGUUAAACCAAGAGAACACAUUUUGAUGGGAUUUUUUUUUCCUGCAAGAAAAGUAUUUUUUCUCUCUGGAGAAUUUUAUUCUUUCAUGUGUGAAAACAUGCAAAACCAAACAUUUUGUGAGUUUUGGCAGCAUUUUUUUUUGUGUUUGUGUUUAGUGGAUUUGUCUUUUCCCCUGGAGAAUUAUUUUUCAUUUAAACACAUAAAAAAAUUAAAUGGCUCCGACAUAAUUUAGAUAAAAAAAGAAUCCUCACAUGACCUUCAGGGCUUCCGUACAGAUCGGUUCUCAGGCAGAUACCCGAGUUCAAGAACUGAGAAAGAAACACGUUAAAUAAGUUGGACAGAUGAAUUAAUGAGACGCUGCAUCUUAAUUCUCUCAUGUGAAGUUGUUUUGUUUUGUCAUUGUGGCAGAAACUGUUUUAUACUGUACUUUCUGUUGACUGCAAUAUGUAAAAGUACAAAUCCUUGCUAGCUGUAUGGGAAUGUAGCAGCAUGUGUGUUAAUCUGUGUAUUCCAGUCUGAUCUCUGUGAGCUUGCACACAGUAGCAUCUUUGCACUAAGCUGACGGCUGUAACUCGUUCUGCUGAAUGUAACUUCAGAUCAUUCCACGUUUGCUCCUCGCUGUCUGUUGUGCUGUUAAAAAAAAAAAAACCCGACGAGGACGGAGAAGGUGAACUUUUUUAAAAGUUGUGUAGCAAGUGUUCAGCCAAGGUAGCAUGAAGUGUUGUUGAUUAUCUGCUUGUUAACAUGUGUGCAUGUCACUGAUGCUGUUUGUGCUGUUAACCAAAGAUGGAGAGCGGUUUGUUUCAGCAGGUGGCAGCAGAGCGUUAAAAACAUCUGAUCUGCAGUAAAACGGCUCAAAAACAAGACAGGAAACACUCCAUCGGAUAUUUUCUACAACCUUUAAUGAGCUUUUUCAGUUUGCUUUGUGAUGCUUACAUAUUAGCCUGCAGUUGAUCAGAAUACAAUACAGAUUAUGUUUCUUUCUUUUUUUUUUCUUUUAGUCAUUUCAGAUGCAAUCAGAAUGCUCAUACAUUAAAAAAAUAUAAAAUGCAAAAUAAACAAACAUCUCAUGAA
Acanthopagrus latus (yellowfin seabream) is the source of this 4908-nucleotide messenger RNA. RefSeq names its product chromosome 9 C2orf69 homolog (gene c9h2orf69). Gene Ontology annotation, cellular component: mitochondrion. Lineage: Eukaryota; Metazoa; Chordata; Actinopteri; Spariformes; Sparidae. The transcript has 5 exons. The record is from RefSeq and is a predicted model, not a curated record. The coding region runs from base 255 to 1259 and encodes 334 amino acids.